AUGUCCAGAGAAGAGAGGUGUGCUCCCAUCUCUGGGGAGGCCUGGCUCAAGGAGGAUUAUGAGGAGAAGGAGGUGGGGGUGGGUGACAUUCAGGACGUGGUUGGGGAUGAUUUUGAGGGGAGGAGGGAGAAGGAGGAGGGAGCACGAGGAGGGAGCAGGCCUGUGAAUGGCUUCAUUAACGAGGACGAGAUGGGUUCAUUCACACCCAGCAGCAAUGCCGAGAAGGAGAGCCCCACUGUGAGCUUCAUGGACUGCGGUAGAGGGGGGGUGUGGAUUGAGGUUGGAGAUUCGUCUGACUUCAGGGUGAGUGAGGAUGGUGUGGUCUAUGCCCUGCGGCGCCUCAGCCUGGUGGGAAAGGGAAAAGCAGUGGAGGUGAUCUACGCUCGAGACCUGCAAUCCAAACAGGUCUGGAAGACCAGAGUGCACCUCCACGUCCGUCCACAGGGGAACAGCACAGGUCCUGAACAGGUAAAGCCCAGUGAUGCAACACUGACUCAGCGGGUACCAGAGAUCUUAUUUCCAUGGCGCAGCGUGGUUGUCAUGGGUGAUGGCACUCUGAGGCGGGUGAAAAGGGACUGGGUCAUUCCGCCUAUCAACGUCCCUGAGAACUCACGAGGACAGUUCCCCGAGGACCUCGUCAGAAUCCGCUCAGACCGGGAUAACAACCGGAUGCUGCGUUACAGUGUUACAGGCCCCGGGGCCGACCAGCCUCCGACCGGCAUCUUCAUCAUCAGCCCAAUCUCAGGCCAGCUGUGCGUCACCAAGCCUCUGGACAGAGAGCACAUCUCCAACUUCCAUUUACGAGCACACGCGGUGGACCUGAAUGGGAAUCAGGUGGAGAAUCCCAUCGACAUCGUCAUUAACGUCAUCGACCAGAACGACAACAGACCAGAAUUCACACACACCAUCUUCAACGGCUCUGUACCGGAGGGAUCCAAGCCUGGAUCCUUUGUGAUGACAGUGACAGCAGUGGACAAGGAUGAUCCAAAAACUGCUAAUGGGAUGCUGCGAUAUAAGAUCCUCUCCCAGAAUCCCCAGAGCCCCUCCUCCAACAUGUUCACCAUCAACAACAAGACGGGUGACAUCAUCACUGUGGCAGCAGGCCUCGAUCGGGAGAAAGUCACCCAGUACACCCUGAUCAUCCAGGCGACAGACAUGGAGGGAAACCCCACCUAUGGCCUGUCCAACACCGCAACCACCAUCAUCAGGGUCACUGAUGUCAAUGACAAUCCCCCCGAAUUCACCACAGACACAUUCUUUGGGGAGGUUCAUGAGAACCGGGUGAAUGUGAUCGUAGCUAACCUGACGGUGACAGAUAAAGACCAGCCUCACACUUCAGCCUGGAGUGCUGUGUACCGCAUCAUCGCCGGAGACCCCACUGGACGCUUUUCCAUCCCCACUGACCCCACCACCAACGAAGGCCUGCUCACUGUGGUCAAGCCCAUAGAUUUUGAGCUGACUCGUUCCUUCAUGCUCACGGUUGAGGCAGAGAAUGAGGUCCCGCUGGCCCGUGGCAUCCACCUGCCUCGUCAGUCCACAGCAACCGUCUCUGUCCGGAUCCUGGACAUCAACGAGAGUCCAGAGUUCAGCCCCAAUCCCAAACCCAUCAAACUCGAGGAGGGUCUGCCUGCAGGGUCUCUGCUCACCACCUUCACUGCUCAGGACCCCGACCGCUUCUUGAGACAAACUGUCCGGUACUCCAAGAUGUACGACCCUGCUAACUGGCUGGAGAUUGACCCGGUUAAUGGUCGGAUUUCCACCAUCACCAUCCUUGACCGAGAGUCUCCCUACGUCAAGAACAACCUGUACAACGUUACCUUCAUGGCCUCUGAUAAUGGUAUCCCGCCUGCCAGCGGCACAGGCACCCUUCAGAUGUACCUGAUGGACAUAAAUGACAAUGCACCUCACGUGUUCCCCCCUGAGGUGGAAAUGUGUGAGAGGCCAUAUCCAAACACCAUCAACAUCACAGCCAGUGACCCCGACCUGACCCCUAACGCUGGACCCUUCGCCUUUGAGCUGGCCAAUCGUCCAUUAGAUGUACGCCGCAACUGGACGCUGCAUCGCGUCAAUGGCGAGUACGCCCAGCUUCGACUGAGGAUCGGCUCCCUGGCCAGUGGUAUCUACGAGGUUCCCAUCAUGAUCACAGACUCUGGCAACCUGCCCAUGUCCAACACGUCCUACCUGAGAGUCAAGGUCUGCCAGUGUGAUCACCAUGGAGACUGUGUGGACAUGGAGCGAAUCAUUGCCGCUGGACUGGGCACCGGAGCCAUCAUCGCCAUCCUGAUCUGCAUCAUCAUACUAUUAGUGCUGGUGCUGCUGUUUGUGAUGUGGAUGAAGAGGAGGGAUAAGGAGCGUCAGGCCAAGCAGCUCCUCAUAGACCCAGAGGACGACGUCCGAGACAACAUACUUAAAUAUGACGAGGAGGGAGGAGGAGAGGAGGACCAGGACUACGACCUGAGUCAGCUGCAGCAGCCUGAUGCCCUGGAGCCAGAGUGUGUCAAGGUGGGGAUUAGACGUCUAGAUGAGAGGCCUCUCCAUCAUGACCACCAGUACCCCAUCCGCUCUGCUGCCCCCCACCCAGGAGACAUAGGAGAUUUCAUCCACGAGGGCCUGAAGGCAGCAGACAACGACCCCACCGCCCCCCCCUACGACUCCCUGCUGGUGUUUGACUAUGAGGGCAGUGGCUCCACCGCCGGCUCCCUCAGCUCCCUGCACUCCUCCUCAAGCUGCGGAGACCAGGACUAUGACUACCUCGGCGACUGGGGGCCACGCUUCCGCAAACUGGCCGACUUGUAUGGCGGAGGGGAUGAUUAGCAACUUCAACAACCACCCUCCCUACCCCGCCUGUGCUCUGAGGCUCAGGUGGGGUGGGUGGGGUUAAGGAGAGAGGAUAUUGGGUGAACAUGGGCUAUGGAUCGCACUUCUGUAUUACCACGGGACAGCUUGUAAAGAGACUUGCUCCCCCUUGAUGAAGGUGGGUGACACUAGGGACCAUUCUGACUCCUGGCCGAGCAAAGCCUGGCACCGGCUAGCAUUCAGGCUAAUGGACAUUAAUAUGUGAGCGUUAGCCCCUAUGCUAACACAUGUGAGCAGCCAGAACAGUGUGCUCAGAGAGGAUGCUGUCUCUAUGAUGGUAAAGAGCUACAACAGCCAUGCUACAGACGCUCAUUUACACUUGAAUCUCACAGUACAGGAGCACUGGGGUCAAAUGUGCCUUUUUGUACAUUUUUUUGAUUGUGUUUAGUCUCAAUUCUAUACGUUGCUUUAAAGCUCCCAGUGUUUUGCAACGGCAACUGGAGGAGCACUUUGCCAUGAUAAUGACUGUGUGUGUAUGUAUGUAUGUGUGUUUGGAUUCCACCUCAUUCCCUGUAUGUGUGAGAAUGUAUGUGUGAGUCAUUUCCACAGAGACACACUGGAUGGCCACUAUAAAAGGGCAAAGCCUAUGGAUGAUCGUACCAGCAAAAACAUGGUUAUUCUGUACAGCUCUGGGUGUCAAAGGUUUAACAAAUACACUCCCAAAAUAAGACACUGUGUAGAUCUCAAUCAAAUAUGCAUAUUUAGGUUUGUCUUUAACUUGUCCCAUUCUCUUCACUGAUCACUGAAGCUUAAUCUCAGCUGGUGUCCAUAUGUGAGGCAAUGGAACACCUUUCUCUGUGACGCUGCAGCAUCACCACAUUGCUCUGCUAUUAUUGUGACUGACUGCCCUUGUUAACAAAGCCGGCCGAGAUCAGAAGUUUUCAUUUCCUCUCUGCUGUCCCCCACACAGAUUUUCCUUUGCAGUGUCAUCAUUCAACAUCACAUCACGUCUAAGCUUUGAUUGAAUUGCUAUAAAGAAUGUCUCUUCUUAGAUAAUCGAAGACAUUUAGUUCCACAACGAAUUAAGUUAUUUUUGAAGCUAGGAGGUUUUUACAAGCAGAACAUAUUAUUUGUAGUGGGGUUUAAAUAUUGGGGUUAUGUCCUUGCUGUGCUUUCACAAAUGGGAUGUAGUUGAGCUUAUUUGCAGGAUGACAAAACACAGAAGCAAAAUGGUGCAAGACACAGUGACAAAAUAUGAUUUCCAUUUGUGUUGUGCAGAUGAAAAGAAAAAAACUGAAAACAAAAACAGCAACAAAGAAUCAAGGCAAAGAAAACUAAAUAUAAAAACAUUUGAAGCACUUUUGGUUGCAACAGUAAGAUCUAUUAAAUGGCAAAUACAUUAAAGAAAAAAA
Cottoperca gobio is the source of this 4208-nucleotide messenger RNA. RefSeq names its product cadherin-2-like. The coding region runs from base 1 to 2814 and encodes 937 amino acids. The record is from RefSeq and is a predicted model, not a curated record. NCBI's taxonomy places the organism in Eukaryota, Metazoa, Chordata, Actinopteri, Perciformes, Bovichtidae. Gene Ontology annotation, cellular component: catenin complex; neuron projection; presynaptic active zone membrane. Gene Ontology annotation, molecular function: beta-catenin binding; calcium ion binding; cadherin binding. The transcript has 16 exons. Gene Ontology annotation, biological process: cell-cell adhesion mediated by cadherin; cell migration; synapse assembly.